CUCCACCCUAAAGAGAAACGUUCAUGUUUGUUUCCUGGCCGAAGACAACAGAUAACACUCAGCAGCCAGUCGACAUGGCUUCAGCCAGCAGCCUCGCAUUUGAAGAACAGCUCCUGUGUUCAAUCUGUCUGCAUGAGUUCACUGAGCCAGUCUCUACACCAUGUGGACACAACUACUGUAAGGCUUGUAUCACAGGAUACUGGGCCACCAAUGACCUGACAGAGUGUCCCCUCUGUAAGAAACAAUUUUACCAUCGACCACAGCUUCAGGUCAACACAGAGUUCAGAGACAUGGCUGAGCGUUUCAACAACAUGAGACUGAGGGGUAAAGAUAACACCCUUGCCAAACCAGGGGAAGUCCCCUGUGACAUCUGCCCUUGGCCGAAGUUCAAGGCCCAGAAGACAUGUCUGUUGUGUUUGUCCUCUUACUGCCAGUUUCAUCUUGAGCUUCAUCGGGGAGUCACAGCCCAUAUGAAGCACCAGCUGAUCGACCCGGUGUCAAACCUGGGUGACAGGGUGUGUAAGAAGCACAACAAGGUGUUUGAGCUCUUCUGUCAUAGGGACCAAGUGUGUGUUUGUUCCGUGUGCUUGAAAGACGACCAUGCCAUGCACAAAGCUGUCCCGUUAGAGCGUGAGAUCGCAGAGAGGAAGGCUCAUCUGGAUGAUGUUGCAGCAGAGAUAAAAACGUUGGAAAACGCUAAAUCCAGGAGCAUUGAAGAAGUCAAAUGCAAAGAGGAACGGAGCAAGAAACAGUCACAGAAAGAGAUGGAAGACAUUGAUGAGGUUUUCACUGAUCUGAUUCUCUCUCUGCAAAGAAAACAGUUUGGGCUGGUUGAGUUGAUCAAAGAGAAACAGGAAGAAGCAGAGAAGCAGGCUAAAGACAACCUGACAAAGUUGAAGCAGGAAAUCGCUCUGUUGAGGAAGAGAAGAUCUGAAAUAGAGGAGCUUUUACAAACAAAGGAUGACCUCCAACUCCUGCAGAGCUGUCUUUCUCUGGACUUCCCUGUAGAACACGGGUACAAAUUUGACCCCAUCUGCCUCUUGGGGGCUUCAUUAUCCCUCCCAAUCUCUGACGUCAGUCGACAGAGUUACGCAGUGGUGGUGAGAAAAGCUGUGGCUCAGGUGGAGAAGUCAUUUAGCAAUGAGAUGGAGACGCUUAUACAUGAGGUCAGGUUAUCUAAUGGCUCUGAAGUGAUAGAGCCGUGUGGUGCCGCUGAAAAGCCAGUGUCGGAUAGGUUCAUUAAAGAAGUGUGGAAUCCGCCUCAGGACAAGCUGAUGAUGAUCCAACAGUGCAACGCAGUGGAUGUGACUAUGGAUGCCUACACAGCCCAUCCAAGUCUUGUGGUGUCAGGGAAUGGAAAACAACUGAGAGUUCGUGAUGGCCAACUGCAUUUACAUGCUUUAUUUGGGCACAGAUUUCGACAUCAUAAAUGUGUUCUUGGGGAAGAUGGCUUUUCAUCCGGAAGGUUCUAUUUUGAGGUCAGGGUCCCGGGUUGUAGCUGCUGGAUCUUGGGAGUGGUCAAAGAGUCCUUUGAUAGGGAGUUGAUGUAUAUCCCCGGCCCUGAGGAGGGUUAUUGGACAUUUGCAGGAUUCAACCCCCUGCUCCAGACAGUUGGUGUGUUUGUCGAUCAUGAAAAGGGAGAGGUCUCCUUCUACAAUGUGGACACCAGGACACAGAUCUACUCCUACACAGGAUGUAACUUCAAAGAGACAACGCCAGCACUCAAAACGUUUCUCUAUUCCAUGGCUGGAACUCAUGUAAGCAGCAGAUUAAAGCUCUUUCCUUGUUUAGGUAUUAUGGAAGGGUUACCUAUUGACGGACUUGAAAUCAUUCCUGUGACCCACUAAGUGAAGGUUUGAGAAGAUCUGAAAACGCUUUGUCCUUCCAGAUACCGAGCCCAAAGCUGAACUUUUGUAUGAGUGAUUACCGAGUAUCAAUACAUACCAGCACAAUUCCUUUAAGAUAAAGGAUACAAAUGAUUAUGGACACCUUUAACAACAAUAUCCUGCUCAUAAUGGUCUGCUGAAAAAUAAUAGAACCACUGCCAUGUGUCUUCAUUUGUUUUGCUAUUUCAUUUCAAAGCUUUAUCGAGCUGGGACAGCUUUGUUGAGCUGGGUUUCCUUGUCUAAAGGAUUUGAAUCAUACCUGAAAAAGUCUGUACCAUAUCAAGCUUUUCUAAUGGAAUGGAAACACCUCGAUAUAAGAUGUGGGAUUAAGUUUGUUGCUUCACAUUGAGCUUUUCUGAGCUCUCAUGUAAUACUUCAGCGCUCUGUUAUAGUAUUCACGCACACAUGUUUUAGUAAUACAGUAUAUAUAUCCUGCAGCAAACAAGAUCAUCUAGAGCACACUAAAUAUCAGUGUAAUAUUUGUACAUGUUUCUUAGCUUGUUGUUUCACAGCCGUAAUUCAAAAACAGUGAUGCAGGAAACAUAAUUUACUUGACAGUUCAUGUUCUUGUUCAUGGCGUUAAUUUGAUCAUUUUCAUAUAUUGCAAAACUUGUAUAUGACCAGAAGAUGGCAGCAUUGCUUAACAAUAUGUCGUUUUUUGGCUUGUAUUUUGUUUUACGUUUGUUGGUCUGUUAAAAUAUAUUUACUUUUUCAUGAAUAUUUUCAUAUUUUUUCAGUCUUAGAGAUUUUCUCUCAUUUUACAGAACAAAUGAUUUUGUUAUUACAAAGUCUGUGUAGCUUUAAUAUCGAAGUUGGCAGUGCAAAAACCCCUUCAUUAUCUGUCCUUAUGCAAGUGGCUGUAACCUUUUUCAUUAGUGACUUCUGUCAAUGUAAUUAUACAAUUGAGUCCAUAUGAUCUGUAUUUGUUCUUUGACAAACAAUUUCACUCUCUUUUUAAAAUAGGUAUACUUAUUUGUACUUAUCCGCCAUGAUUCUAACGAAAGGGCAUUUCAACUGCAAGUGUUUGUUAAACUGUAUGCAA
Molecule: messenger RNA, 2928 nt
Organism: Labrus bergylta (ballan wrasse)
Lineage: Eukaryota; Metazoa; Chordata; Actinopteri; Labriformes; Labridae
Product: E3 ubiquitin-protein ligase TRIM39-like
Molecular function (GO): zinc ion binding; protein binding
Source: RefSeq, a predicted model, not a curated record